AUGCAUACCGAAUCCCAUAUGCGUUACAGCAAAACGACUCCUUUUGACUUUGAUUUCUUCUUCAACUUCGUACUCUCCAUCGGAAUGAUUCAAUUCGGGUUCAUGAGGAGACCAGCCUUUGGCAUCCCCAGGGCUGAUUAUUUGGACUCACCAACAGGGUACCUCUGUUCCAUACUCAAGGUAGUCGUUCUUGUUGAGCUCCGAUGCAUUCCUCGUGGUGUCAUGCUCUCGGCGGUGUCAACGCUGGUAGAUCGUUGAAAAUUCUCCUGUCUGGGAAUAGCGAAGAGGAGAUGGGAUGGUGAGCCAUCAGUAUUAUUCACAAUGUCACCUCUUUCAUGCUUCAAAACUGAGGAUACCUUGUAUUUCACCUUUGGAUGCUCAUCGAAAAAAUCAAUAAAGGAGACAGGCUCGUGUAGACCCAACACAUUGGGACAUAUAGACAUGGCCUUGUGGUUGAACAGGGGAUCAGCCCUUUGUUGGGUCAUGUUGACGCUACCAACCCCUGCACUUCUUCUGCCUCUUUCCUUUCGAUUAUUCGGGUGGGGUUUUGGUGGGGCUUUUGAAAGAAUUGCUACAUAUUAUUGA
This is a messenger RNA of Rodentolepis nana, 585 nucleotides long. Lineage: Eukaryota; Metazoa; Platyhelminthes; Cestoda; Cyclophyllidea; Hymenolepididae. The record is from the annotation of a GenBank genome assembly.